GAGCUUCCAAACAGUUCGGCUCUCCUGUCCAACAUCCAACACACCCUCGAUCCGCCCAACAAAUUCUCGAAUCUAUCCUCGAUUUCGGUUGCGUCUGGAGUCGAGAGCGCCCCAGAAAAUAGCGGUCGAUUUUUGACAAACCGAACCCGAUUUUUCUACCUACCCCUCAUCACGUCACGAUGCCGGGCCUCGUUUCUGCGACGGGCGUGCUGGGCUUCCUGGCUGACGAAGAGCCGGAGCUCAAGGUGUUUGCUCUCAAGACCCUCAACGAUGACAUCGAUACCGUUUGGACCGAGGUCGCAGGGGCAUUGAGCCAGAUUGAGGCGCUGUACGAAGACGAGAGCUUCCCCGAGCGUCGGCUCGCCGCCCUUGUGCUCGCCAAGGUCUACUUCCACCUCCAGGACUACAAUGAGAGCAUGACCUUUGCGCUUGCCGCGGGUCCUCUCUUCAAGCUCGAUGCGCCCAGCGAGUUCGAGGAGACUAUCAUCUCCAAGUGCGUUGACCAGUACAUCGCCGUCUCAUCGUCACGCCACACUCCGGCCAAGCAGUCCAAGAACGACGUUGCGCUGCCCGCCCUUGCCACCACUUUUGGCAGCGGCUCUCUCGAUGGCUCGGCCUUGAUCUCGCCCACCACCCCCUUCUCGCAGUCCAUGUUGCCUUCAAAGUCCCUGCUGUCGCGCGACUCAGUCGACAACACAAUUUUGGACCCUUCUUUCCAGCCGACGAAGGAGGGACGCUCCGCCUCGGUGGCCCAGAUAACAGACAACACCACCUGGACCUCUCUGGAGAACGUCAUUGAGCGGUUGUUUGAGAGCUGCCUGAUCGAGAGCAAGUACCGGCAGGUGGUUGGUAUUGCCGUGGAAGCGAAGAACUUGGACGUGCUCCGCAGGGUUAUCAAGCGGGCUAGUGAAGAGGGGAAGCGGGACAAGUCCAAGGCGCAAGAGGGUGCCCAGGGUCCGGCCGAGGAGUUGAUGGACUAUGCCCUCAGCGUUUGCAUGGAUAUUGUCCAGGAACGCGGGCUCCGGACCGAGAUUCUGCGCCUGAUCCUCGACCUCCUAAAUGACAUCCCGAACCCGGAUUACUUCGCUAUCGCCAAGUGCGUUGUUUACUUGGACUCUGACGAGGAGGCUUCUUCGCUACUUCUUCAGCUCAUCACCAAGGGCGACAACAACGCGAUUGCAGUUGCCUAUCAAAUCGCCUUCGACCUCUACGACAACGGGACACAAGAGUUUUUGGCCAAGGUGAUCAAAGCUCUGCCCUCUGGUGAGCCGCCGAAGAAGCCCGAAGCGGAGCAGCCAGCCGAGGGCGCUGCUGAAUCCGAACCCCUGCUGGAAAACGAGGAGAACACCGAAGAAGAGCUGCCCGAGGAGGUUGCAAAGGUUUACAGGAACGUCCGAUCAAUUCUCGAUGGAAGCACCACGAUCAAGCUGAACCUCGAGUUUCUCUAUCGCAACAACCAUACCGAUUUAAGCAUUCUUAACAAGGUCCGCGACAGCUUAGAGGCUCGCAACUCUAUUUUCCACACCGCGGUCACCUUCUGCAACGCCUUCAUGAACGCCGGAACCACCCACGACAAGUUCUUCCGAGACAACCUUGAAUGGUUGGGCAAGGCUGUGAACUGGUCCAAGUUUACGGCUACUGCUGCGCUCGGCGUUAUCCACCGUGGAAAUACUAGCCAAUCCCGUAAACUCCUCGAGCCAUACCUCCCGAAGCAAGGAGGGGUAUCAAGCGGUUCUAUCUUCAGCCAGGGUGGCGCCCUUUACGCCUACGGUUUGAUUCACGCGAACCACGGAGCUGAGGCGUUGGGCUACCUCCGGACCAUGUUCAACGCCGCCGACGAGGAAGUCAUCCAGCAUGGCGGUGCCCUGGGUCUAGGUAUUGCCGGUAUGGCUUGCGGCAACGAGCAGAUUUACGAGGAACUCACAAAGGUGUUGUUUGCGGAUUCUGCACUCAAUGGUGAGGCUGUUGGCUUGGCCGUUGGCCUGAUCAUGUUGGGAACCGGAAACGCCAAGGCUCUGGAGACCAUGUUCACUUACGCCCACGAGACGAGCCACGAGAAGAUCGUCCGCGGCUGUGCUCUCGGCAUGGCGCUCAUCAUGUAUGGGCGGCAAGAAGGGGCAGACAGCAUGAUCGAGGGUCUUUUGAACGAUCCCGACCCGACACUGCGGUAUGGAGGUAUCCUCACCGUGGCCCUGGCGUACUGCGGAACGGGAAGCAACAAGGCGGUCCGGAAGCUCCUGCAUACCGCCGUCAGUGAUGUCAACGACGACGUGCGCCGGAUUGCUGUCAUGAGUCUCGGCUUUAUCCUCUUCCGCAAGCCCGGCAGCGUUCCUCGCAUGGUCGAGCUGCUUGCCGAAUCGUACAACCCCCACGUACGGUAUGGCUCCGCUAUGGCCCUCGGCAUCGCAUGCGCCGGUACUGGACUGGACGAGGCUAUCGAUCUGCUCGAGCCGAUGAUGAAGGACCCGACCGAUUUCGUCCGGCAGGGCGCGCUCAUUGCGCUAUCUAUGAUCAUGGUUCAGCAAAAUGAGGCCAUGAACCCCAAGGUUACCGCCAUCCGCAAGACCUUGAGGAAAGUGGUCGGUGACCGCCACGAGGACGCCAUGACCAAGUUUGGUGCCGCCCUUGCCCUGGGUAUCCUCGAUGCUGGCGGCCGAAACUGCACUAUCGGUCUGCAGACGCAGACGGGUAACCUCAACAUGGCGGGUAUUGUCGGGAUGGCCGUCUUCACUCAAUAUUGGUACUGGUUCCCGUUCACGCACUUCCUUUCCCUCAGCUUCGCGCCUACGUCGAUCAUCGGCCUCGACCAUGACCUUGAGAUGCCCAGCAUCAAGUUCCACUGCGCAACGCGCCCGAGCCUGUUCGACUACCCCCCUGAGCAGGAAGUCAAGGUGGAGGAGGGACCCGCCUUGGUUACGACUGCUAUUCUGUCGACUACCGCCCAGGCCAAGCGCCGCGCUCAGAAGAAGGAGCGCGCGCAGCGUCGCGAGAGCAUGGACAUCGACACCCCCACCAUCACCAAGGCGCCCGCGCCGGCCGGUGACAAGAUGGACGUAGACGACGAGAAGAAGCCCAAGGCGGAGGAGUCGAAGGAGAAAGAGGGCGACGUGGCGGUCGAGAAAGAAGACUCGGCUACGCCGGAAUCGAAGAAGAAGGCUGAGAAGGAGAGGGUGGGUUACGAGAUCGAGAACAUGUCGCGUGUCCUCCCGGGCCAGCUCAAGUACAUUAGCUUCCCUGCCGGGCGCUACAAGCCAGUGAAGAAGCCCACUGGCGGCCCGAUUCUCCUCGACGACACGCAACCCGGCGAGGCUAAGAGCCUGAUCGAGGAGAAGCUCAAGAAGGUCACCACCGAGCGUGCUCCUGUGGCGGGCGCCGCGGCGGCCCCUGGUACUACCCCGCGCAACGCGGCGCAGUCGCUGCUCUCGAACUGGUCCUCGCGGGCGAUGACCGGCGCUGGCAGCGGCAGCAACAUUCAGGACCUGAACGACCUGCUCCAGCUUACGGCGCGUGGGGCACAGGGACGUGCGGCCGAGGUCGGUAGCGGAGCCGCCGCCGCGGCCGGUGUGCUCACGGCUGUGGAUGAGGAUAAUGAGGGCGACGAGGAGGCUCCGGCUCCGGCGGACUUCGAGUACUUCACGGAUGCCGAGGAGGACGAGGAGUAAAGGGGGCUGGUGAAGAGAGGAGCGCUGUAUAUUACUGUUGUAAUUUUGCCUUGGGAGAGGCAAGGAUAGACAAUCUUGACCCCUCGGGAGUAUUGCGCCGUUUCGAUCGUCCCUUAUCCCCCAGUGCUCAGCGUUUCCCCUGCCCUACCAUAUUUGGAAUGCUGCACCGAUGGCAACAGUGGUUGCUCGACAGAGCGCUUG
Molecule: messenger RNA, 3863 nt
Organism: Chaetomium fimeti
Lineage: Eukaryota; Fungi; Ascomycota; Sordariomycetes; Sordariales; Chaetomiaceae
Product: armadillo-type protein
Exons: 3
Coding region: 180-3662 (1160 amino acids)
Biological process (GO): proteasome-mediated ubiquitin-dependent protein catabolic process; regulation of protein catabolic process
Cellular component (GO): proteasome complex; nucleus; proteasome storage granule
Molecular function (GO): enzyme regulator activity
Source: RefSeq, a predicted model, not a curated record